AUGACUUCCAGCCUCUUUCUCACAGCUUCCGAAUCUUUUAUACGUAUCUUUCAUUUUAACUUGCAUUCUUGCUGCUCUUGCCUUUUUCCUUCGAUCGCUUUCUUUUUGUCUUUUUUCUUCCUGCUUUUCCAUUGUUUUUCAUUUUUGUUAUGCAUUAUUUCUUCUUCUUCUUCUAUUCCCUUCUUUCCUUUCAAUCUUCUUUCAUAUCAUUUUUAUGUCUUCUUCUUCAUCAUGUCUUCUUCUUCUUCUUCUUCUUCUUCUGUUUGUCUUUUUCUUUACUUCUAUAAUCCUGUUGCCGCUUUUCCAUUCAUUUUUCUUUUUUCAUUUUAUUCUUUCUUAAUUUUUUCUUUUCCUUCUUCUUUCCACCCUUUUCCUUAUUUUUCUAUUUCUAUACCCUUCGCGUCUUUCCUGUUUUCCAUUUCAUUCAUUCAUAAUUCCUCCUCCUCCUCCUUCUUCUUCUUUUUCUUCUUCUUUCGUUCUUUUCAAUUUCCUUACUUUUGUACUCCUUUUCCCUUCUUUAUUUUCACUUUUCUUUCGUUUCAUUCUUCUUCUUCUUCUUCUUCUUCUUCUUCUUCUUCUUUCGUUCUUUUCAUUUCCCUUACUUUUGUACUCCUUUUCCUUUCUUUACUUUCACUUUUCUUUCGUUUCAUUUUUCAUCAUCAUCAUCAUCAUCACCUUCUUCUUCUUCUUCUUCUUCUUCUUCUUCUUCUUAUUCUUCUUCUUCUUCUUCUUCUUCUUCUUCUGUCUUUUCCUUAUUCAUUUUCCUUUUCCCUUUUUCAUUUCUCUUUCUUUUCUUCUUCUUCUUCUUCUUCUUCUUCUUCUUCUUCUUCUUCUUCUUCUUCUUCUUCUUCUUCUUUCGUUCUUUUCAUUUCCCUUACUUUUGUACUCCUUUUCCUUUCUUUACUUUCACUUUUCUUUCGUUUCAUUUUUCAUCAUCAUCAUCAUCAUCAUCACCUUCUUCUUCUUCUUCUUCUUCUUCUUCUUCUUCUUCUUCUUCUUCAUAAUUCCUUCUCCUCCUCCUCCUCCUCCUCCUCUCCCUUCUUCUUUUCCUCCUUUUCUUUACUUUUUUUUACUCUUAUUCCCUUCUUUCUUUCCCUACUAAUUUCCUUUGCUUUCUCCUUCAAUCACAAUAAAGUUCCUCUCCCGCCACUUCUCAUUUCUCCUUAUCGUCUGUUUUGGCUCUUUUCCCUUCCUUUCAUUUCCCCUAUUCACACCUAUCGAUUACAACACUUCUAUAAAUCCGUCGCUUUCUUAUUUUUCUCCAUUUUCUCUUUCUAUCUUUAUUUUGAUUCUCUUUCACUUUCUCAUCUGUCAUUUCUCUCUUUAUUCUCCAUAUCUGCCUCCUUCUCUCUCUCUCUCUCUCUCUCUCUCUCUCUCUCUCUCUCUCUCUCUCUCACAAUGUAG
This is a messenger RNA of Acanthosepion pharaonis, 1404 nucleotides long. The record is from the annotation of a GenBank genome assembly. Lineage: Eukaryota; Metazoa; Mollusca; Cephalopoda; Sepiida; Sepiidae.